Messenger RNA from Stylophora pistillata, 1885 nucleotides. RefSeq names its product protein-L-histidine N-pros-methyltransferase. NCBI's taxonomy places the organism in Eukaryota, Metazoa, Cnidaria, Anthozoa, Scleractinia, Pocilloporidae. Gene Ontology annotation, molecular function: protein-L-histidine N-pros-methyltransferase activity. The record is from RefSeq and is a predicted model, not a curated record.
AUUAUUUUGUUCCCUCCUGUUUUGAUCCAAGAAGAGGGCUUAUAUAUUGUGUCAGAUUGAAACGAUAUCAACUUCGCCCAUAUUAUUUUAAGGGAUUAAAUAGAUGUGCCUAUUAACCCACUAAUACGCUUUCGAAGACGAAAAUUAUCCCUUAAAAACUAAAUCACUGCGAAGUGCUUAGUAGCCGAGCUUUAGAACUCAUCAACAGACUGUCUCCUCUCGAGCAACUUUCACGGUGCAUUACCCAGCAGUAAUCACAAUUUUUCUCACAGUAUCACUCCUGUCGGUGAGAAAGGAGGCCUAUGCUCAUAAAUAUAUGUGGCUCAGUCCAUAUGUCAGAAGCAGAACUGGAAGGUUAUUAUUGCAGAGACUUGCUGAAAUUGACAGCCAAGAACUGGAAAAGGAGAAAACAUCAUGGUACAAAUGUGAAAAUGAAGCUUUGUCUGAAGAACUACAAGAUAAGUUUGUAGAGAGCUCACUGGAUCAAGAAACUGAAGCUUUCUUGCAAAACUGCCACGAGAAAGCUGAUGCAGUGUUCUCACAGAUUGGACAUCUUCUGUUCAAAGGGUUCUUUGGUUUCUUUAUGUCUGUAACUACAGCAAAUGGCAUUUUGGAUCGAGGAUCAAUGUUUGUAUUUUCUGAUGCCCAGUUUCAAAGACUCAUGAAUGUAGAUGGAUCAUGGAAGACAGGGACUAUGUUAGACUUAGGAGCUGGUGAUGGCAAAGUAACCAGUGUUAUAAAACAUCACUUUGAUGACAUUUACGCUACAGAGCAGUCUCCAUCUAUGAGGUGGAGACUCCAAGGCAAAGGCUUCAAGUUACUUGAUGAAAGUGAAUGGAUGAUGGUUGACUUCAAGUUUGAUGUGAUUACAUGCCUUAACCUGCUGGAUAGGUGUGAUAAACCUCUCACACUACUCAGUGACAUUAAGAAAACUUUACAUCCACAAACUGGCCGACUGAUUGUUGCUGUUGUUCUUCCAUUUAGACCCCUUGUGGAAUCAGGCACAAAGAUGAUUGAGCCAAGUGAAGUUCUAACAGUUCAUGGAAAUUCAUGGGAAGAACAAGUACAAAGUCUUGUUGAAGAUGUGUUUGAGCCAACUGGAUUUACUGUGGAACUGUUUACAAGAGUUCCAUAUUUAUGUGAAGGUGAUUUGUAUAGGGAUUUUUAUGUUCUUGAUGAUGCUCUGUUUGUUCUCAAAGCAUUUGAAUGAAGCAGCACAAACAUGCCCUUCAAAUUGGGAGAAGGGAAUAAUAUUUCCACAUAAAAUAGCUUUAAUGGCCUAGACAGUUUAUAUGUACAGCUAGAAGAGCAUUUACUUCAAACAUGUACAUUGUUCUCUGUAUAAAGUACAUUUUAGCACUUUUAUUUACAAAAUUACAUUUCUUGCCAAAUGGUUCUAACAGUAACAUUUAUGGUUUUAAAUUAUAUUAAAUUUGAACAACAAAUAGCAACUAUUUCAAUCAAGGAAAUACAAUUUGCAGAUAGCAGUGUUCUAGCAACAGGCUCUUAGAACAUGUUAUUUCAAUUCAUAAGUAACUGACCUGAAAGCGAGCAUUAUAGAGCAGCAAGCCACCAAGGGCCACCCAUUUCUUUUUGCUGCAGCAUCUAUGAGAGUUUGCUCACUGGGUAUAAAUCUCACUUGUUCAAAGGAUUUUAUCCUAUUACAACAUUUUUAUUUUUAGAAACUAAUACAUGCAUUUGAAUAUUUUAGUGAUAUGGUUGUUUGUGAAUAAAAUGCUCCAAGGGUGGAUCUUUCUAAUCCAGUUUUAUUCAAUGCACACAUACCUACUACAGUUAAACAUUCUUUAUAGAUUAUACUAAGUCAGAUAGCUAAACGUAGUUAUGAAUACAUUUGAAAGGAGAAUAAAAUGAUUGGAUACAUGUA